GACGACGGAAGCUCCAUCGUUUGAUUAAUUUGCUGGGAAUAGGCUCAUUAAGAAGUCAAUUUUCGCCUAGCUGCCUAAAAUGGCUCCCAAGCCGCCAUCUGGUACAUCUUCUAGAGCCUGGGAUGGAGUCACACCUUCUUUAUCGGAUUGGGUACUGGACGCCGUUUCUUCUAUGGGCUUCACGCGGAUGACGCCCGUGCAAGCAUCCACCAUUCCCCUGUUCAUGGCUCAUAAAGAUGUCGUAGUGGAAGCUGUGACUGGAAGUGGAAAGACCCUUUCUUUCUUAAUCCCCGUCGUGGAGAAGCUUUUACGCCUUGAAGAGCCCCUCAAGAAACACCACAUCGGCGCAAUUAUCAUUUCUCCGACAAGAGAGCUCGCUUCACAAAUAUACAAUGUGUUGCUAUCAUUACUUGCAUUCCAUCCUCCAUCUGCUUCAGUCAUUAACCCCCUCCCAGACGAUGACACCCCCCGUCAAAAAUUCUCGUCCUCUACCCUCAAGGUUGUUCCGCAGCUACUCCUCGGAGGCUCUACUACACCAGCUGAAGAUUUGAGUAAAUUCUUGAAACAAUCGCCGAAUCUGCUAGUUUCUACUCCUGGACGUUUGCUGGAGUUGCUCUCCUCGCCUCAUGUCCAUUGUCCCCAAACUUCAUUCGAAAUGCUUGUCUUGGACGAGGCCGAUAGGCUACUGGAUCUUGGAUUUAAGGAAACUCUGCAGAACAUCAUACGUCGGUUACCCAAGCAGAGGAGGACAGGAUUGUUUAGUGCAAGUAUCAGCGAGGCUGUUGAUCAGAUUGUCCGAGUUGGCCUGCGCAAUCCUGUCAAGGUCCUGGUUAAGGUCAAAGGGACAUCAGGUGCUCAGGACAAGCGAACUCCUGCAAGUUUACAAAUGACAUACCUUACAACUCCACCGAUGCACAAAUUCUCUGUCUUGAAGCAAAUUCUUCACUCCGUUCAGCCGGCUCCUCAAAAAACCAUAUUUUUCGCCUCAACGUGUUCUGGAGUUGAUUAUCUCUCUGCCAUACUGCCAUUGAUAAUUGGCGAUGAUUUCCAGCUGAUACCACUUCACGGCAAACACCAGGCGAACGUCCGCGAGAAGAACUUCAACCGUUUCGUAAAUUCAUACAGCCCAGCAAUUCUAUUGACAACUGACGUCGCUUCUCGUGGAUUGGAUAUUCCAUCCGUUGACCUCGUUGUUCAGAUAGAUCCCCCAUCAGAUCCAAAGACGUUUAUCCAUAGAUGCGGCCGUGCUGGAAGAGCUGGCCGAAGAGGUCUGAGCGUGGUCUUGCUGCAUCCAGGGCGGGAGGAAGACUACGUAUCGUUCCUCGAAGUUCGCAAGACCCCAGUAGCUCCAUUUCCACACUCCAUCACCGUUUCAGAUGCUGAGGCAGCAGCUGCUACGAAGGUUGCACGCAAAGCCGUGCUGGCGGACCGUGCACUCCACGAUCGUGGCCAGAAGGCGUUUGUCAGUUGGCUAAGGAGUUAUAGCAAGCACCAAGCAAGCAGCAUCUUCCGCGUCGCAGACCUUGACUGGGAGAGUUUGGGGAAGGCAUGGGGGCUGCUGAAGCUACCUAAAAUGCCCGAGCUGAGGAAUUUCACUGGUGAUAGAACCCUCGGUGUUAGUCUCGCUUGGGAUGACUUUAAAUACAAAGACAAACAACGGGAGAAACGUCGCAUAGAAGCUCUCCAGGAGAGUAAAGAAGCCAAUGGCACCGAGCAACCCUCCAACAAGAGAAAGGCCAACGAAAGUGUCGCCUGGAGCAACAAACUCGAUGAUAGAAACAAAAAGCAGAGGCGGCGAGAGCAGAAGCAACGCCGACAAGACAAGAAUAAGUGGGAGAAAAUGACGGAAGUAGAGCGGCAGAAGAUGCGGGAGACGGAGAGAAUGGUGGAAGAGAUCAGGACCAAGAACGAAGAAGAGCGACGAGUUAGACGCGCAGCCAAAACCGCAGUGGCAAAGGCUGACGGUGAAGAAGAAGAGUUUAAAGGGUUUGACUAAGAAAAGUUACAGAGAUACCUCAUUGUUUGCCUUAGAUACACGUAUGUUGUCUGAUAGCGCCGUGUGAUCAACCUACACGCACAAUUUUCUCCCCAUCUUUUGAACAUAUAGGGUACUUCGUACCACCGUGAACUUAGUCUAAUCUGUACCGUCAAGUCAUCAAUGAAGAUGCCAUCCCAAAGUUUGCUCCUGGGCUACCUUCCAAUCUCAACAUGCUCACCCACAUACCCACUCGUCCA
Aspergillus alliaceus is the source of this 2235-nucleotide messenger RNA. RefSeq names its product ATP-dependent RNA helicase SPB4 (gene spb4). The coding region runs from base 80 to 1996 and encodes 638 amino acids. Gene Ontology annotation, molecular function: nucleic acid binding; ATP binding; RNA helicase activity. Gene Ontology annotation, cellular component: nucleolus. The transcript has 2 exons. NCBI's taxonomy places the organism in Eukaryota, Fungi, Ascomycota, Eurotiomycetes, Eurotiales, Aspergillaceae. The record is from RefSeq and is a predicted model, not a curated record.